Molecule: messenger RNA, 452 nt
Organism: Sebastes umbrosus (honeycomb rockfish)
Lineage: Eukaryota; Metazoa; Chordata; Actinopteri; Perciformes; Sebastidae
Product: glycoprotein hormone beta-5-like
Exons: 2
Coding region: 1-393 (130 amino acids)
Biological process (GO): G protein-coupled receptor signaling pathway; regulation of thyroid hormone receptor signaling pathway
Cellular component (GO): extracellular region; cytoplasm
Molecular function (GO): hormone activity
Source: RefSeq, a predicted model, not a curated record
AUGCAUCUCCGACCCCUGCCCCUGUCUUUCCUCCUUCUCCUCCUGGUUGCCGGGGCAGCCGAGGUGUGCGUCGCCGUGACGACCACGCUUCACGGUUUCCGAGGCUGCGCCGUGCGAGAGUUCUCCUUCGUGGCCCAGAAGCCGGGCUGCAGGGGACUGCGCAUCACCACCGAGGCCUGCUGGGGGCGAUGUCACACCUGGGAGAAACCUGUGCCGGAUCCCCCCUACAUCCAUCGACAACACCGCGUGUGCACGUACAGCCGCACCCGUCACAUGACCGCCCGUCUGCCGGGCUGCCAGCCCAACGUGUCCCCUCUGUACCACUACCCCAUGGCUCUGCACUGCCACUGUGCCGUCUGCUCCACACAGGACACCGAGUGUGAGACCUUCUGAUGGGCAAACAAUGUUAUCAACUGUUUUACUGAUAUGAAUGAAUAAAAUGAUGAAAUCAA